This is a messenger RNA of Pichia membranifaciens NRRL Y-2026, 675 nucleotides long. RefSeq lists its product as hypothetical. Gene Ontology annotation, molecular function: protein binding. The transcript has a single exon. The coding region runs from base 1 to 675 and encodes 224 amino acids. NCBI's taxonomy places the organism in Eukaryota, Fungi, Ascomycota, Pichiomycetes, Pichiales, Pichiaceae. The record is from RefSeq and is a predicted model, not a curated record.
AUGGCCACUGAAGUUGAAUUUGCAAACAAAUUUGUGCAGUUGUUGGAAGUUACAACCCCUUCUGCAGACGCACAACAGGCAUUUGCUGAUUCAUUUAACUUGAACAGCAUCAGCAGAUUACCAGGAAAUUUCACUUUCCCACCGCUACCCCGUCCAUUCGGUGCUACGAGACAGAAUGCUUUAACCGAUAGCAAUGAGUGCAAGGAUGCCGGAGAGACAGAGGAGGUUAUUGCUACUGUUGAGUUUACAUUCAAAUCACUUAAACAGCCGAAAUUUAAUCUCAAACUAGCGCUCGAUAUCAAGCCAAGCACUAACAUCUACAUGGUUAAAUCAUCACUUGCACAACUUCUCGAAGGAUCUCCAGAGACAGCCAUAGCUGUCCAGCCAGCAGACAUCAAGCUCAUGAUCCGCACAAAGACUCUACAAGACUCAGAAAACGUUUCUCAAGUCCUGGAGUCCGCCGGAUCGACAGGUUCUCUUUCUCUGAAUGUCCUUAUUAGCCAGUUCAAGGCCAAAACGCAGGAAACAAAGGAGAAAAGCCCAGACGUUUCCAUUCCAGGACACGCAGCUAUCACGGAGGCCUCAUGGUCCCAAAUUUCCGAUAUUCUUUUGAAAGAUUUAAAGGACCAGGCAAAAGUUGAUCAGACCAUCAAAGGAUUCAAAAACUCACUGUGA